Messenger RNA from Hippocampus zosterae (dwarf seahorse), 2515 nucleotides. It is a transcript of the gene lnpkb, whose product is annotated as lunapark, ER junction formation factor. The transcript is spliced from 16 exons. Gene Ontology annotation, cellular component: endoplasmic reticulum tubular network. Gene Ontology annotation, biological process: endoplasmic reticulum tubular network organization. NCBI's taxonomy places the organism in Eukaryota, Metazoa, Chordata, Actinopteri, Syngnathiformes, Syngnathidae. Bases 194 to 1501 code for a protein of 435 amino acids. The record is from RefSeq and is a predicted model, not a curated record.
UUCAACCGCCACUUCCUCUGUCGUCAUCUCCCCGCGCAUCUCAGAUCCCUCUGUCAAUUUGCUCUGUCAAAGACAAACCGAAACGUAAAAAGUCUACUAUUUGAUUUGUAACACCGUCUUUCAUAAAAUGACUGGAUAGUUGAAACCCCCAAACAUCACCGAAUUGAGCCAAAAGAAUCGGCAAAGAGGCGCCAUGGGGGCCGUGAUCUCGCGAUGGAAGACAAAACCAACCGCAGUGGAGCAGCUGGAGAACCUGGACAAGGAGAUAAAAGAGCUGGAGGAAUUUCGAGCCAAAAACCAGCGACUCCAAAAGUUGUGGGUGGGCCGGCUUCUCCUCUACUCGUCAGUCUUCUACCUGCUGACCUUUCUGGUGGUCUAUUGCCUCUACCUGCCUGAUCAAUGGCUUCGCAGAUUAGCCAUGGCGCUGCCUUUCUUCCUGUAUCCGGGGCUGGUGUGGUUCAUCCGGAAAUUGCUCAUUUUUCUUUUCUCGAAACGUACGGAGAGGAACAGUGACAUCCUGGAAGAAUUGAAGGUCACCAAAAAAAAGAUCUUAGAAGAAGUGAUGGAAACGGAGACAUACAAAAAUGCCAAACUCAUCCUGGAACGCUUUGACCCAGAUGGAAAGAAGAAAGCAGAGCUGGAGUCAACCCCAGUGCGACCUCAGAUGACUCCCAGGCCAGGACAAGACAUUCGCCAACGUGGAGUGGCCGGGAGACCCCCGGGUACCCCUGCUGCCGUGCUGAUGACUCCCUUGCCUGGAGGUCGACCCACGCCGGGCCCCGGGGCCACGCCUGUCGCUCCAGGCGGUCCACCCGAGAGAGGUGCCCUGUCCGCCGCUGUCCACCAGGGGGUAGUAGCCCGAAGCCCCACCUCCCCUAUACCCGGUUUAGGCCUGCACCCUCCGGGUCCACCCCUGGCGAGGCCCGUUCUGCCCCGAGAGAGGGGCGCUUUGGACCGAGUGGUUGAAUACUUGGUGGGAGACGGACCGCAGAACAGAUACGCUUUGAUCUGUCAGCAGUGCUUCUCCCACAAUGGCAUGGCCCUGAAAGAAGAGUUUCAAUACCUAGCCUUCCGCUGCGCGUAUUGCUACUUCCUGAAUCCCGCCCGGAAGACGCGUCCGCAGGCUCCCAGGCUUCCGGAAUUCAGCUACGAGAGGAAGCUGCGGACCGAGGUGCUGUCUCCAGAACGGACACCGCGUUCUGGCGCUGACACGGAGGAGAGUGCGCCCCCCUCUGGAGCCAAGGCGCCGGCGCCGUGGAGUUUGGUCCACAGUUUCCCCGUCCAGCAGAACCCUCAGAAUCGUGCUCGGCAGAGUCCAGACGAGCAGGAGCCGCCGGGCGAAGGCCGCCGAGCUCGCACAGAAAUCACUGAGGCCGAGAGCCGGGUCGAGGAGGAGACAGACGACGCUGAAGAAUCUGAGGAGCUGGUCCAGGAAGAGGAAAAGGAGGACAAGGAAGAGAGAGACAAAGACUCCCCCGCUCAUGCACCUCAUCUUUCAUAGCUGCGCAGGAAAAAGGUGUUUGCACUCGCUGCCACAGGCAACAGAAACUAAAUGCUAAUUGGCAGGUGGAUGAGUUUUCUUUUUUUUUUUUUGUGCCCGUAUUUAUGAUUAAGUCACAAGUGAGUUGCUGUUUGGAGGAAAAUUACAUUCGUGAUGCCUAUCAUCAUAAAAUGUUAUGCAAAGGCUAUGUUAAUAACAUGUUUCAUGAAUUUAGUAGUCCACCUACACCCCCAAAAAAGUUAUGUUUUUUUUCCCUUUAUCUCGUGAAAUCAUUGGCUAAUUAAUUAUUGUGAUAACACAAAUAAUUAAUCAUAUAGUCAAACAAUUUUGGGGUAUACAAUAAUUUGCUAGCUUGCGCUAUCAGCUAAACAUCAGGGAAAGGACGGAGAGAACUAGCAACAACAUGAGAAAUGAUUAGUUUGCAAAUAUAAUUUCGACUAAGAUGACAUUGUUCUCAAUCCCUUUUAGGGUAAUUUGUGGCUAGGCAGAAUUCACAAUGACCCCAUUAAAACAUACAAAGUAGGAAUUUCGAAAACAAUGCUCUCAUGCUCACUCGACUGUCGCACGAGAUGUAGGAUUUUCGAUUCUUAUAUUUUUCACUCCCGUUGUUUUAGAAAUGGCGGGCAUUAUUUUUGUAGCUUGUCAGUUAGCUGGCUUUACGACUGCUGUUGAUCAUUCUUGAUAGAUAAUCAUCAGGACUUCACAAGAGCUCACUUUGAACUGCCACUUUGUCCCUUUUUAUAAGUGUUUGCCAAAUGGCUUCUUGACUACAUUUGCACUGACUUUCCGAGUAUAUAUUUGACCUUAAAUAGUUGGAUCGAUGCAACUGUUACUUUUAGGUUCUCUGGCUUCCAUGUAGCGGUGUAAUGAACUGAUGUAUCCGUUAACUUGUGUUUCUUUACUUUUUUUCAUGUUUACAUCUCGCCAGCGUGCUACUUUUGCCAACCACUUUUAUUUGGACUUUUAAGUGAUUCCAUCGGCAUGUUUGGUUCCAUAAACACACCUGAGACAAAA